This is a messenger RNA of Tigriopus californicus, 2387 nucleotides long. RefSeq names its product organic cation transporter protein-like. Gene Ontology annotation, cellular component: membrane. The record is from RefSeq and is a predicted model, not a curated record. Lineage: Eukaryota; Metazoa; Arthropoda; Copepoda; Harpacticoida; Harpacticidae. Gene Ontology annotation, molecular function: transmembrane transporter activity. The transcript has a single exon. Gene Ontology annotation, biological process: transmembrane transport. The coding region runs from base 383 to 2113 and encodes 576 amino acids.
UUGUCGUUCCGGAAUAUUUUAUCGAGGUUAAGGUUCGUCGAUGGACCGUACUCUAUCAACAAUUAUAUGCUCGUUUGAGGUCUGGGACUGACUUUGUAUGUUCCCCGCGCGUCUUGACAGUCGGAAAGCUUGCAUGAGGCAGGCAAGAACGUUUUCAGGGUUAUCUCCGAGGAGCUUUAUCCCACAAGCUGAAAGUUCUUUGUCAGAGAAGCACGGCCGUGGAGUACAAAGGAUCGACCACUCUUUCUAGAGAGAAGACCAUUCGAAUCAGCUGAGAGGUCCUUUCCUAUCCUUGCCCCCUAUCUUCCAUCUGCUUUAAGACCCACGUAGCUAAUUGUGCAACACUUGUGGACUAGAAAUUGAAAGAAAGACCUGUGAUAUUAUGUGCACUUCCGAAAUGUCAGAAAACAGUGACUCCAAAGAUCUCGUUUCAAGUGAUGGGAAAGACGCGUCUGAUUCUGGCACCAGAAACAGGGUUACAUUUGAUGAUGUCCUGGUAGAGUUGGGCGAAUUUGGAACCUAUCAGAAGAUAUUCUAUUUCUUAUUUUCCGUUCCAUUUGUGGUGUCUUCCAUGCAACUCCUUGGAUGGGUUUUCGUGGGAGCCAAUCUUCCUCAUCGAUGCCGAUUCCCCGAUGAGCCAACAGACCUUGAAACGCCCGGAAAUUUCGACUUUGUCUCUGACACUUACGUGUCUGUGGAUGGUUGUUCUUAUAUUAACCUCAUCUCUAACGAAACCCUAACAUGUGAUCUUGGCUACAUUUACGACACGUCCAUCAUCGGGGAUUCCGUGGUCAAAGAUUGGGAUUUGAUUUGUGAUAGGAAGAGCUGGAGAGCCACAAUAGGUGCGGCUCCCAUGGUUGGCUAUCUAAUUGGUGGACUUCUCACUGGCUACCAAUCAGACAAGUUUGGACGCAAGCCAACCUUUAUCUCGUCCAUCUUUUUGCUAUUUGUAUCCGGAUUGGCAACGGCCUUUGUGCCGGGGUUUUUCAGCUUCACUCUGGCUCGAUCCGUUGUUGGAUAUGCCAUUGCCGGGAUCGACAACACUUGCUUCACAAUGGGAUUGGAAUUGGUAGGCCCUUCAAAGCGAACCUUGGCAGGCAUUGCGUGCUGGUUCUUCGAGACCUCCGGCCUUCUAUGUGCGGUGGCUUUGGCGUUUCUUUUGAGUAACAACUGGCGAUUGCUUCAAAUAUGCUACUCUUUGCCUUGCAUAAUUUUCAUAAGCUAUUGGUGGUUCGCACCAGAGUCAAUUCGGUGGUUGAUUGGCCAAGGCAAGAGAGAGGAGGCCAAACAUCUGAUUCAAAAAUCCGCACAUAUGAAUAAGGUCAACUUGUCCGACGGCCUCAUCGAAGAUAUGGAAAACACUUUAGAAGAGGAAAUGGAAGAAGAAGAAUCCAGGACCUAUACCUUUGUCGACCUAUUCCGAUAUCCCCAGAUGAGAAUCAAAAGCGUCAUCAUCUUGAUCUGCUGGCUAGUUUGCCCUGCCCUCUACUACGUUCUACUCCUGGAUCAAAGCGAAAUCUCUACCAAUCCCCACAUUGGAUUCUUCAUAACGUGUGCCGUUCAAAUCCCGGGUUACAUUUUCGUCAUAUUCACACUUGAGAGAAAAACCUUUGGUCGCAAGCGAUCCCAAUGUGCUUACCUUCUACUAACCGGUUUGAUGCUGAUCGUCCAUCCCUUGGUCCCCGAGGAAUGCUAUUGGCUCAGAAUAAGCUUCUCAAUUUUUGGACGAUUUUGUGCCAAUUGUGCCUACACGGUGCUCAAUCUGUAUUCGGCAGAGCUUUAUCCAACCGUUGUCCGAGGGGUGGGGAUUGGGUCGUCUUAUGUCAUAAGUCGUGUGGGCACCAUUCUCUCUCCUUACUUGUUGCUCUUGGGCGAAAUGUCGCCAAUCAUUUUUGGGUCCGGUGCUUUUUUGGCGGGAAUUUCAGCGUUGCUGUUGCCAGAGACCCUUGGCAAACCUUUGCCUGAAACCCUGCUUGAUGGAGAACGAAUGCAAAGGGUCAUUUUGCCAUUUUGCAAAGACUCGGAUAAUCCUUUGGACACUAUCAAAUCUGCUAUGCAGAGUGAAAAAUCUCCUUUUAAGCGUAAUUUACAACGGGAUGACUCAAAGUGUUAAUCAUGUAUCAGAUUCUUCAGAGUGCGUACUGUGUACGCGUUUUAGUUGGUAAAUUUAUGUUCCCUUUCUUUAAGCCAUAAUUCUAUCGUCCAUGUCAACCUAUCAUGCUCGUGUAGGGACACAAAAUAUCAAUGUACAUCAGCUUGUACUCCAUGAACUAGUCAGCCCUCAGAAUUGUGUGAAGUACCGGUAUUCCUGCCAACAGAUUACUCAUUUCGCCAUACAACCCUUUUUUCUUGAACUCUUCAACUCAAAAUAAAGUAUUCCUUCAUCA